AUCAAACAAGGAAGUGAAAUACCUUGGACACACCUGACAAAUAUGGCUUCCUCUCAGCCGUUUGGAGGAGGUCAAGUUCCUGUUAACUGUAAAUUAUGUAAAACAGAUAGACCAAUACAGUGGAAAUGCAUGGACUGCAAAAUUCUGAUGUGUGGUUAUUGCAAGGACAAUGUUCAUUCUCAAUUCAAAAAUGCACUUGAUCAUAAGAUAAUCAGUAGAGAAGAAAUUGGAUUGCAUACUGAAGAACUGGAUUUUACCAAUAUUAAGUGUGAUGAACACACUGGACAAUCAUCAUGUCUUUAUUGUAAUAUGUGUGAGAUCCUAGUGUGUCCAACCUGUGUUGCCAAAGUUCAUAAGAAGCACGAUUUAAUCGAAAUUAGUGAUGCAUACAACAUCAAAGUAGAAAGACUUAAAAAAGAACAAAGUAAAAUACAGAAGAGUAUUUCUAACAUGAAUAUGAAAAAAAAACAGCUCAAUAAACUAGUGUUAGCAGAGAAUUCACAGUAUUCAAAAGAAAGCCAAAAUAUUCUAAGGCAUGAAAAAACUGUAAAACAACAAGUAGAACAAUAUUUUAAAGAACUCAAAAGUAAACUGGAACAGAAUCACGAAACUGUUUUAUUAUCAGUCAAGUCAGAUCUUAAUGCUAUAUCAUCAUUCACAAACCAGAAGGAGGACACAAUCAAUGAAGUCCAGGACUGUAUUGACAUUUCCAAUGCCUCAGAGUUCUUCAAAGAGGUCAAGAAGAUGGAAAAAUUCACAGAAACCCAAGAACCACGAACCAAGUCUAGCUAUGCUUCUUCACAGAAGUUUGUUCCAGGGAAUGUUACCCAAUCAAACAUUGGAUCAUUACAAGAUGAUGGAAACUUGUCAGCAGAAAUAAACAUCUCCCUAGUCAUCAAUAGAGAGUACCAGACUACACUUGAUCUGAUAUUCUAUGUAGGUCCAUGCCUUGACCAGUCAAUUUGGAUAAGUUCUGGUUAUCACGGAAUGUUACAGAGAGUAAAACCUGAAGGAACCAAUCUGAAGGUGAUGUCUAAAUUUAACAUUAUAGUGUGUGGAAUGGCAGUUACUCCAUCUAAUCAACUUCUUCUGUCUGCUAAAGGGAAAACAAGGUUACAACAAAUCAGCAGUAGUGGUGAACUGACUGAAUCUGUUUAUGAUGUAACACCUUUUCUUCCCAUAGUCAUUCAUGUUGUCAGUGACAAUAAACUUAUAAUAGGAGCUUUAAAAAGUGAACUAAAAAGAAGUGCUGUGAUCAUUAUGAACAAGAAAGGAGAAAAGGAAGCUGUAUAUGAACAUGAUAAACAUAAUCAACCUUUGUUUACCUACACUUGGCGUUUAACCAGUACCAGUACUGGAAAUAUACAUGUAGUGGAUAAGAUUUCAGCUGACUUCAGUGGUAAAGUAGUGAUCUUAGGACAAGAAGGACAUAUAAUAAACCAGUAUACAGGUCAUCCUACCAUCAAUAAGAGUACACCAUUCAAACCAGAAGACAUUGUGACAACACCAAGUGACAAUGUUGUUGUGAUGGAUUAUGAUACUGAAAUCUUGCACAUCCUCAAUGACAAUGGUUAUUUGAUUUCAUAUUUCAAUACAAAGGAUAUAGGAAUAGAGUUUCCAUAUUCUCUUGCCAUCAACACAUCUGGACAACUUUAUAUAGGAUGUACUAAGGCUGAAGGUGACGAAGCUAAGGAAGCAAAACUAUAUGAAAUAAACAUUGAAGGAUUCUAA
This is a messenger RNA of Mytilus trossulus (common blue mussel), 1731 nucleotides long. RefSeq lists its product as uncharacterized. Gene Ontology annotation, molecular function: zinc ion binding. The record is from RefSeq and is a predicted model, not a curated record. NCBI's taxonomy places the organism in Eukaryota, Metazoa, Mollusca, Bivalvia, Mytilida, Mytilidae. The transcript has a single exon. The coding region runs from base 43 to 1731 and encodes 562 amino acids.